CGCGUCUUAAUAUUAUUAUGGGAGCUGCAAAAGGCCUUGCAUACUUGCAUCAUGAUUGUUCACCUAGAAUCAUACAUCGUGACAUUAAAUCAAGCAACAUAUUACUAGAUGGAAAUUUGGAGGCUCAUGUGUCUGAUUUUGGACUCGCAAAACUAUUGGAGGAUGAAGAAUCUCAUAUCACUACAAUAGUUGUUGGAACAUUUGGUUAUCUUGCUCCAGAGUACAUGCAAAGUGGUAGGGCAACAGAAAAAACAGAUGUAUACAGCUUUGGAGUCUUGGUGCUGGAAGUUUUGAGUGGGAAACGACCCACUGAUUCAUCAUUCAUUGAGAAAGACUUGAAUAUUCUAGGAUGGAUGGCUGCAGUCCGUGCAUGGUUAUUGAUGGCAUUACUCGCAAGCAUUUGCUUGGUGAAAGAAAAUAAUGCAGAAGAUAUUGGUUACGGCACUAUUGGAAAAGGUGGUGGUGAUGUUCAUUGUGGAGUUGGACAUAAGGGGAAUUGUCGUCCUCAUGAAGCAGCGCCUUACCAUAGACCUUGCGAGAAAAAGGAUGGGUGUAGAGGAGAUACACCGAACACGGAAAAGAUAGUUGAACAUGAUGGAAAUUUGCCGAAGCCCAAAGCAGGGAAGAGAAUUAAAGAUGCUGAACAGUUGCUUCACUCACUUGGGCCAACUCCCAUGUGAGUUUGUCAAAGCAUGCAAGAGAAGGAGAUAAAAUCUCUUUCCUUGUUAAAACAAGAGAAGAAGAUCGAUGAAUUCUCGCACUUUGUCGAGUUAUGUUAUAUCUAUUUGUUGCGUGAUGUGUGUGGUACGUGUUGCUGGGUCAUUUUGUUUACAUUCUCUAAGCUGCCUUCUAGGGAAGAUGAUGGCCCUACUUAAGCUUAAUUAGCCAAAUUUCCUCACAUUAUGGAGGAACUUGGUUUGUGUCAUGUUAACAAAGUGUUUCCUUUUUAUCAAUUAUGUAAUACUACCUUGAUCCACAAUAAAGUACUGCUUCCUCGCAGAGGCAGCUUAUUUCUUUA
Phoenix dactylifera (date palm) is the source of this 1018-nucleotide messenger RNA. NCBI's taxonomy places the organism in Eukaryota, Viridiplantae, Streptophyta, Magnoliopsida, Arecales, Arecaceae. The record is from RefSeq and is a predicted model, not a curated record.